AUGACCCCUUGUUUAGACGAUCGAUUUAAACCAGCAAUUAAGCAGUUUGGCAAAGCAAUCAGUGGAGCACAACCAUUUUCAGAGAAUGCUAGGCUUUCAUGCGCAACGACAACAAACAAAAAUUUAGGAAUGGCUGUUAGUGCAAUUUAUAUUAAAGAACAUUUUCAUGAAUCAGCCAAGACAGAAAUCGGUGAUAUUGUUAAAUCAAUGAUUGAAGCUUUUCGACAGAAUUUAGAUAAUACUGUUUGGUUAGACGAGGAAACAAAACUCAAAGCGGAAGAAAAAAUUAAUAAAACAAGAUUUGCAUUAGGAUAUCCGGAUUUCUUAUUGAAUAAAACUGCACUAAAUGAAUAUUAUGGGGAUUUAGUUAUAGAAUCUGGAAAAUAUUUCGAAAACAUUUUAAAUGUUCGAAAAUUUCAAAUUACAAAAGGUUUUAAGAAAUUAAAUAAUGAUGAAAGUAUUUAUGAAGAUGAUUGGUUUGAACCGCCAACAGUUGUUAAUGCGUAUUUUGAAAAUGAUAAAAACAGAAUUUUACUGCCAGCAAGUUUUUUGCAACCACCAAUUUAUCAUAAAGAUUUUCCUAAUGCCAUAAAGUAUGGUGCAAUUGGUGCAUUCAUUGGGCAUGAAGUAACACACGGAUUCGAUUCGAAUGGUCGAAGUUUUAAUAAAAAAGGAAAAUUUGAAAGUUGGUGGACAAAUAGCUCUCUGGAAUCAUUUACAGAAAGGGAACAAUGCUUUAUUGAUCAGUAUGAUCAAUUUUCGCUUUAUAAUGAAUCUAUUAGUGGUGAUAUAAGUAAAGGAGAAAAUAUAGCUGAUAAUGCAGGAAUUCAGUUAGCAUUUAAAGUUUAUAAUCAAUGGUUAAAAACAAGAACAAAUAUUGAAAAAGAAGCUGAAAUGUUACCUGGUUUAGAGUUUCUAUCAUUAACACAAUUAUUCUUUUUAAGUUAUGCUCAAUCAUGGUGUGAUUAUGUUAGACCUGAAGCAGCUAUUGCUAAAUCAUCUGAUGAACAUCCACCAGGUUCAGUGAGAAUUCUGGGAACACUUCAAAAUUUUGAUGAAUUCUCAAAAGCUUUUCAAUGUUCGGAAAAUUCGAAAAUGAAUCCUUCUAAAAGAUGCAAGUUAUGGUAA
Molecule: messenger RNA, 1128 nt
Organism: Condylostylus longicornis
Lineage: Eukaryota; Metazoa; Arthropoda; Insecta; Diptera; Dolichopodidae
Product: neprilysin-4-like
Exons: 1
Coding region: 1-1128 (375 amino acids)
Biological process (GO): protein processing
Cellular component (GO): plasma membrane
Molecular function (GO): metalloendopeptidase activity
Source: RefSeq, a predicted model, not a curated record